Colossoma macropomum (tambaqui) is the source of this 1236-nucleotide messenger RNA. RefSeq lists its product as uncharacterized. The record is from RefSeq and is a predicted model, not a curated record. The transcript is spliced from 3 exons. NCBI's taxonomy places the organism in Eukaryota, Metazoa, Chordata, Actinopteri, Characiformes, Serrasalmidae. The coding region runs from base 205 to 1041 and encodes 278 amino acids.
GUGUGUUCCUGUGUGACGCGAGAAUGGGGCUGAAGUCCAGUGCUGAUAGGCCCUGUGUAGUCUGUAGAUAUGUGAGUCUCUGUGGACUCUGAGAUUCAAGUUGGCAGCCCGGAUUUCUCAUUUUCUGUCAUUCACGGUGAAGUGUUAGCUUUAUAUCUGUUGCAGGUUACACAGAUACAAGGCAAGUCACGAUACACGUAAAGGAUGAAACAGUUGGGCAGCAGGAUGUUGGCUUUUCUGAGUCUGCUCAUUUCGACUGGAGCCCUAGCUGUGCAGCCUCAUGCUAAAAACAUCCAUCUGCUUUCUCCAGAAGAGCAAAAAUUCAUCCUAAAUUUUGGACAUAAAGAGAUCCCCAGGGACUGUCAUGACCUGUGGGAGAGUUCUGGAGCUCAGGCACGGGAUGGCGUCUACUUGAUCAAACCUGCAGAUACACCCAUUGUAGCCUAUUGUGCCAUGCAGGAAGGCGGCUGGACUGUCAUCCAGCACAUCACGGUCAACAGCAGUGUAGAUUUUGACCGUUCUUGGGAGGACUACAAGUUAGGCUUUGGAAGCCUCACUGACAACCACUGGCUUGGCAACGACUACAUCCACCAACUCACCAGUGGACCUGGGCACUAUAAACUUGGCAUCAAGCUGGUGGAUAAAGACGCAAAGACCAAGACGGGCGAGUAUGAUCCAGUACUGGUGGAGGAUGAGGAUGCCCAGUACCGCCUACGUCUAGGCCUGUAUCAAGGCACAGCCGUGGACGCGCUCACCAUGGACCCAGAAAACUACCUCCACGACAACCAGAAGUUCACCACCAAGGACCGGGACAAUGACAACUACUUCCAGAACUGUGCCAAGCUGGAGUUCCAGGGAGUGGCCGGAGGGGGCUGGUGGUACGACGCCUGUGCCGGGGCCAACCUGAACCGCCGCAACGUCAUCUACUGGCAAAAGGACUGCAACAAAGAACAUUUGUGUAAAUACGCGUGGAUGAUGGUGAAGCCUUCAGACAUGGUCAAAGUCAUCCGUCCAGCAGACUGCAAAAGAGACGAGCUCUGAUCUCGUUACACUCUUAUAGAUAAGCUUUAAGGUUUUAGGCGGGGUUGAUCUUGGGGAACGUGAUGAUAAAUUGUUUCUUGAUCAUCUGAUAAAGAAUAAGACAAUGGAAAGAGACUGAGAAAAUUUAGAUGUAAAAUCAAUGAUUAAAAGAUCAGUCACAGGUUUUUUAUUAAAGGACGCACAAAAUGUUGUGAA